This is a messenger RNA of Pterocles gutturalis (yellow-throated sandgrouse), 1911 nucleotides long. RefSeq names its product keratin, type II cytoskeletal 4-like. Gene Ontology annotation, molecular function: structural constituent of skin epidermis. Gene Ontology annotation, cellular component: keratin filament. The record is from RefSeq and is a predicted model, not a curated record. NCBI's taxonomy places the organism in Eukaryota, Metazoa, Chordata, Aves, Pterocliformes, Pteroclidae. Gene Ontology annotation, biological process: intermediate filament organization; keratinization. The transcript is spliced from 8 exons. The coding region runs from base 58 to 1911 and encodes 617 amino acids.
CUCUCCUGCAGAAGAGCUUCCCCUAAACUUUCAUAUUCCACCUUCAAACAAGCGACGAUGAGCAGACAGGCGCCUACGGUGAGAUCUGUCCUGGGACGAAGAGGCUUCAGUUCAGCUUCGGAGAUUUGUGGUCGAAGCUACGCCGCCUCCGCCUGCCAGCCUGUCCGAUGUGGAGCUGGUGCCUAUAGCAGCAGGAGCGUCUGCAACCUGGGUGGAAACAGGAGAAUUUCCUACGUGAACGGGGUCUGUGGUACUGGAUGUUUUGGAGACUUCGGCUUCGGAGGCGUAGGCUACAAUAAUGUUGGAGGAAGGGUUGGCCUUUGUGGUCCCAGGGGAUAUAGUAUUGUGAGAGGUUACCCCGAUCGCAAGGCUGAUGGCAUCCAAGGCAUCUGCAUCGAUGAGCGGCUCCUGAAGCCCCUCUGUGUUGGGGUUGACCCGCUGGAACACGAAAUACGCUGUCAGGAGAAGGAACAGAUCAAGACCCUCAACACCCAAUUUGCCUGCUUCAUCGACAAGGUCCGGUUCCUGGAGCAGCAGAACAAAGUGCUGGAGACCAAGUGGGGCCUCCUGCAGCAAUAUGUCUUACCAAAGAAAGGGAAAAACCUGGAACUGUACUUUGAGAAUUACAUCUGCGACCUGCGGAAGCGCCUGGACUGCUUGCUGUGUGAAAAGCAAAAACUGGGCAGCGAAGAGUGUGCCACAAGCCAGCUGGUGGAGGAGUUCAAGUGCAAAUAUGAAGAGGAAAUCAACAGGCGUACAACUGUGGAGAAUGAAUUCGUGGCACUCAAAAAGGAUGCAGACUGUAUCUUUCUGAACAAGGAAGAGCUGGAGGUGAAGGUGGAUCUGUUAAGAAGGCAGCUGGAGUUGUUGAAAUGUGUGUUUGAGGAGGAACGAGCUCAGGUAGAUCGCCAGCUAUGCGACACUUCGGUCAUCGUGAAAAUGGACAACAACCGAGACCUAGACAUGGAAAGCAUCAUCAAGAACGUUGAAUGUUGGUACCAAGAAAUAGCUCAGAAGAGCAAAGAAGAAGUUGAUGCUUUCUACCAAACCAGGUUUCAGGAGCUUCAGGAUAAGAGAGGCAAGUACUGCGAUGAUCUGCAAAGCAACAAGUGUGAGAUUUCAGAGCUAACCCGGAUGAUACAGAAGCUGCAGUGUGAGCUGGAGAACGUGAAGAAGCAGGUCUCCUGCCUGCAAACCUCCAUUUGUGAUGUUGAGCAACGUGGGGAUUGUGCUCUGAAAGAUGCUCGGGAGAAGCACGUUGAGCUGCAGAAUGCCCUUCAGAAGGCCAAGGAUGAGCUGGCUUGCAUGCUGCGGGAUUACCAGGAGCUGCUGAAUGUCAAACUGGCCCUGGACAUUGAGAUUGCAACGUAUAAGACCCUACUGGAGGGUGAAGAGAGCAGGUGGGUGACAGAGACCUUGUCCCUUUUCUCCUCUGUGGUCAGCAGCGGCUACAAUAUCCCCGACGACUGCGGAAUCCUGGCUGCAAAUGGGGCUGCGUGUGGCUACGGCUCCCUGGGGAGACGUUCCGGACGACACAGCUCCCAGAACGGAGGAUUCAGCUCCCGGAGCGCUGGGAUCCACCCCAAGAGAGUGCUUAGCUCGGUGGCCAAGCAGUGCGUCCCAGAAGUGUUUUGCCAAGCUGGAGGGGUCAACUGCAAAAAUGGGGGAUUCAGCUCCCGAAGUGGGGGUUACCCAGCCCGCACGGUCAUCAGCACGGGAAAUGGGGGCUUGAAUGCUAGGAUGGGGGCUUGCCAGGCUGGUGGGGUGGUCAGCUUUGGGAACCAAGGCUGCAUCGUCAGGCAGCUGGGGGGCUCUCCCGUUGUUGUUGCAAACAGCCCCGAGGUCGUGGGGUGCAACAACGGCGUGGUGGGGAACUUUGGGGUUGUCAGAGACCAGUGCGUUGUUCCAUAG